CCGCUGUAAACGCAAGCAUGGAGACCGACGAAAAUGCUGUAGCACAUAUUCAAGUAAAAUUCUUUACUAAACAACAGCAGUAUGCCAUACAAGAUAUUCCUUAUUCGCUACCUGUGAACGUGGGAACAACAGAACUAAAUGAACUUUUAAAUGGGAUUCUAAAAGCAGACUUUGUGGAGACUGAAUGGAAGAAGCUUAAUUUCGAUUUUUUGCACAAUGGCGAAUUCUUAAGGACCAACUUGACUGAGCAUAUUGAAAGCAAGGGCUUGACUACAGAGACUGUAUUGGAGGUGGAGUAUGUGGAGCAGACACCGGCACCUAGACCGCAGGACAGUCUGAAGCACGACGACUGGGUCAGCGCUGUCAAGUCAACGCCAGACUUAAUAUUAACUGGUUGCUAUGACAAUACGAUACAUUUAUGGACACCGAAGGGCUCACACCUCAUGACCAUUCCUGGCCAUCUCGGUCCUGUGAAGGCAGUGGAUUGGAUAUCUCAUGAUGAGAAUGGUGGGCAGUUUGUGAGCGCCUCCCAUGAUCAGACGCUAAUGAUCUGGCAGUGGGACCGGCAGAAGAACUCGAUUGAAUGUGCACAUGUGUGUCGCGGACACACGCGCAGUGUGGAGUGCGUCAAAGUUGAUGCCAGCCACACCCGCUUCGCCAGUGGAUGCUGGGAUGGAAUGUUGAAGAUCUGGUCUACUGGUGAGGACGAAGGGGGCUCAGGAGAACCAGACGACCAUGAGCAAUCACAGAAGAAGCUGAAAACCAACCAACAGAAAUCCGUUACAAGGACGCCAUUGCUAACGCUAGCCGGCCACAAAGAGUCACUAUCGAGCAUCGUGUGGACGGACACCGGCGAGGUGUGCACAGGCUCGUGGGAUCACACCAUCCGCACCUGGGACCUGGAGAGUGGCGCCAAUAAACUCACCCUGCCAGGAGCGAAAGUGCUUCUGAAUCUGUCCUGGUCGCCAUCAAGUCAUCUUCUGCUCUCUGGCUCAGCCGACCGUCACGUACGACUGUGGGACGUACGUGUGCCUGAUGGCACUGCAGUGAAAUCGACAUAUACAUCGCACAGUGGAUGGGUCUCCUGCGUCUCUUGGAGUCCCAAUGACACCAAUCUUUUCAUCUCCGGUUCCUAUGACAACCUGCUUAAGCUGUGGGAUGUUAGAAGCACCAGCGUACCUUUAUUCAACAUGACCGGGCACGAGAAUAAGAUUCUCUGCUGUGAUUGGUCGGUGCCCGAUCACAUGAUCAGUGGCGGCGCGGACACGACGGUCAAGAUAUUCGAGGCGGCAGGCCACUCGUCGUGAACCCGGUGUGAGAGGGGUGUGCCCACUACAGGCGGUUUCACAAGGGGCGAAAAAGGCAUGCGCACGCUGUCAGAACUGAAUCAUCGGACAAACGCGUUGCUCUCUCCCCGCGUUUUUGCCGUGCAUCGUUGUUCGUAACCGAAUACCGGACGUAUCGACGGAUAAACAUCUUCGAGAGAUCGUUACGAGGUGCCGCAUGCGUACGAGCAGGCGAUGGUUUCUUUCCCUCCAUCCGCUGGGCAACCAAGACCCGCAUCUUGCCCCAUAACGCGACAAGGGAACACGAGAUCAGGGACGAUUUGUGUAAGGCACUGUGUCGCGACAGUGCACUUUCAUUGUUGCGAACCCGGCAGCCAACCGGAAUGGCGAUGUGUUUUUUCGGGCAUUGUGUGGCGCGGCGGGGUUUGUGGCAACGAAGACAAAAAACUGAAUGGUUGUCGGAAGAGGGCGUGGAAAACGCUCUUCCCCCAGGGGAUUGAUCUCUGCUGACGUAAUGUAGGAGUUGUCUCCUAAUGCGUGCGCGUGGGUGCGAGCGUGUGUCAUUUUCUUAUCGCGUCUGAGCAGUGGGGUGGGAACGGUGGCUUCAGAAGUGCAACGAAGUAGUCGCGUUGUAGAGUUUCGUUUUAGACGCGGGUUCUGUCUAGAUGUGGCUAGUGGUGUACCGAUGAAACUCUAUAUUGUUUAUAAACAUGCAAUGAAGUAGAGAAUUCGUA
Molecule: messenger RNA, 2020 nt
Organism: Priapulus caudatus
Lineage: Eukaryota; Metazoa; Priapulida; Priapulimorpha; Priapulimorphida; Priapulidae
Product: ribosome biogenesis protein WDR12 homolog
Exons: 11
Coding region: 18-1307 (429 amino acids)
Biological process (GO): ribosome biogenesis
Cellular component (GO): preribosome, large subunit precursor
Molecular function (GO): protein binding
Source: RefSeq, a predicted model, not a curated record